AUGAGCUCUUCAAAUUCAUCCUCAAGGUCUCAUACAGGCCGUCAAACCACCGGAAUUCCAAAGAGAUGUUGGUGUGGAGCGGAUGUGACUACAUUCGGCGCUCAGACGAAGGAGAAUCUUUUCCGCAGGUUCUAUCGCUGUGAGAUUGGGCUCAAGAGGAAAAACGAGCACCAUUUGUUCAAAUGGGUGGACGAAGCAAUUCUGGACGAGGUGACCAUUGUUGAUGAAAAACACUCACAACUGCAAGUAGAUGUCGACUCUUUCAAGAUGCAAACAGCCAGACGAUUUGAAAACCAGGCGAAGCAAAUCGACCAAACCAUUCAACAAAUCAAACUCCUAAUCGCUGAAAACACAGAGAACAGUAAGACCAAGGAGAACUCGACUUUGACCACCGAAGAUACUCUAGCAUCGGCUACGAUGGCCUAUGGUGGGAGCCACCCUUUGACAAACAUAGCUGCCGCAGCGUUUGCCCUAGGCGCUAUGGCUUGGAUCUACUCUAGGAUUGCUAACUGA
Raphanus sativus (radish) is the source of this 513-nucleotide messenger RNA. RefSeq lists its product as uncharacterized. The coding region runs from base 1 to 513 and encodes 170 amino acids. Gene Ontology annotation, molecular function: zinc ion binding. The record is from RefSeq and is a predicted model, not a curated record. The transcript has 2 exons. NCBI's taxonomy places the organism in Eukaryota, Viridiplantae, Streptophyta, Magnoliopsida, Brassicales, Brassicaceae.